Molecule: messenger RNA, 1676 nt
Organism: Carya illinoinensis
Lineage: Eukaryota; Viridiplantae; Streptophyta; Magnoliopsida; Fagales; Juglandaceae
Product: oleoyl-acyl carrier protein thioesterase 1, chloroplastic-like
Exons: 7
Coding region: 273-1424 (383 amino acids)
Biological process (GO): fatty acid biosynthetic process
Molecular function (GO): acyl carrier activity; fatty acyl-[ACP] hydrolase activity
Source: RefSeq, a predicted model, not a curated record
UCGCUUUCGUCUCGACUCUCCACUUUGCUCACAUUCGCUAACCUAAACAUUAAACUCCAUGGCAACGCUCUCCCCCGCUCGCCUCCUUUAUCUCUUCCGAUCCAAUUAGAUCCAGUUCCCUUCUCUCAUGCUGUAAUGGUAUCAUCGACUUCUCUUCCUUGAUCAAACUGGUGUCCGCAGAACCUUUCCAACAAUUAAAGCAGCAAAAAUUACACAUAAAACACGGACAAACUGGUUUUGUUUUGGCAGUGAGAGAGAGAGAGGGAGAGAAGAUGUUGAAGGUCUCUUGCAAUUUCCUCAAUGAUCAAAUUCAAGCCCUGGCCCAAUGCAGCUUCCUGGGUCGGCCUGUGGCCGGGCCUACUUUACCUCCCCUGAGAGAUCCUGUCGUUUCCUGCCGGCAUCUGUAUAAACCACGGGUCCUGGCUGUCUUGUCGGACCGGGGUGGAGUAGGAAGUGGAUGCGGGGUCGUCGGGUCGGAUGUAGGGAUGGUUCGGGUGCCGGGGUCGGGCAGCUUGGAGGACCGGUUGAGGCUGGGGAGCUUGACGGGGGACGGGUUGUCCUAUAAGGAGAGGUUCAUAGUGAGAUGCUAUGAGGUCGGGAUUAACAAGACUGCUACUGUGGAAACCAUUGCAAAUCUCUUGCAGGAGGUCGGUUGCAAUCAUGCUCAGAGUGUGGGAUUUUCGACAGAUGGUUUUGCGACGACACCCACAAUGCGGAAAUUGAAUCUCAUAUGGGUGACAGCUCGCAUGCACAUUGAAAUCUAUAAAUACCCAGCUUGGAGUGAUGUAGUUGAAAUUGAAACAUGGUGCCAAGGGGAUGGAAGAAUUGGAACCAGACGUGAUUGGAUAGUCAAGGAUUAUGCUACUGGUCGAGUAAUUGGUAGAGCCACAAGCAAGUGGGUUAUGAUGAACCAAGAAACCAGACGACUUCAGAAAGUUAGUGAUGACGUCCGGGAAGAGUAUUUAGUUUACUGUCCCCGUGAACUCAGAUUAGCAAUUCCAGAGGAGAACAGUAGUAGCUUGAGAAAAAUACCAAAACUGGAAGAUCCUGCUCAGUCUUCCAAAGUGGGACUUGUGCCCAGAAGAGCUGAUCUGGACAUGAACCAGCAUGUUAAUAAUGUCACCUACAUUGGAUGGGUUUUAGAGAGCAUGCCGCAAGAGGUCAUCGAUAGCCAUGAGUUGCAAACUAUUACCUUAGAUUACAGGCGGGAGUGCCAACACGAUGACAUUGUUGAUUCACUUACAACUAUGGAACCAGUCGAGGAUGCUAAAGCAGUUUUUGAGCUUCAAGGAACCAAUGGCUCUGCUGUUGUAAAAGAAAACAUAGAAGAUUCACGUCAGUUUUUACAUUUAUUGAGAUUGUCAAGUGAUGGGCUUGAAAUAAAUCGAGGACGCACCGAGUGGAGAAAGAAACCUGCCAGAUGAUAUAAAGUUUGGUCAGUUUUUACAUUGAUUGAGAUUAUCAUGCUGUUUUUUCACAUAAAUCUUGUUGCUUUUUCAGCUCCGAAGGGAUUUUGCUGCAAAUUGUUAGGAGCUAGGUUUUAAACUCAUUUUAUAAUGCUUACUGAUUGCCGUGGUUGGGUCCAAAUUGUUGGUUAGAUGAGCAAUAGGAAGAUGUACUUGUGAUUUUCUAUACACCCUCAAACUUUAUGAAUCAAUUGUUUUUUUGAUAGGUAA